CCGGUCGACGUCGCUGUCGCUGUCGUCGCUGCUCGAGCUCUCUCUCUCACCCGUCACGUCACCCCACGCCAACAGACUGGUCCAAAAGCUUUGGCUCUUCCGAAGACCAGACGUGCCUGCGCAGUGACAUGUCGACCAUUGCCUGCGAACACGACUGGUGCUCUACUUGAGACGAUUGCAUACCGAUACUGUAGACCUGGCGCACAAUUGCCCGCCAAUGCCUGCCAUAGUACAACCGUAGUCGGUAGUCUAUAGUCUAUAGUCACUACAACUUCUCCAAGCCCGCAAGUGGACAAGGAGCACAAUAUCAAUAUCGACAUGUCUGGAUCAAUGCGCGAGUUGCUCAAGGCGCUCAACACGACCUUUUCCGCACCCGACCUUCCCUCUCCCCUCCCCUUCGAGCUGUGCGCAACCAUAGAAGCCUUCCUCGAGCGUUAUGACGGCAUCAAUGAACACGACUCGCAACGCUUCCACGAGGAUCUCCACGCCCUCUACUGGCGCCACGUCGCGAAUAACGCCGAGAAGCGCGGCGCUUUCCUGUCCACCCUCAGACUGCUGCGUCCUGCCAUAACCGGAGAGGUGCGCCUGACGACAUGGUGGAAUCUGAUCCUGAAGCCCAUCAUCGAUGGCAUAGGCCACAAGAAGACGGAGAUUGAAGAUGCCAGGGCUCUUCUGCACACCAUCUUGGUCUAUGAUCCAGACCUGGACAGAGAUGGGGAGCACGCCCGCUUAUCCACCCUCUUCACCCAAAAGAUACUGGACACAUACCUAGCGAGGACCACGGUACCUUCUUCGACCGACCAUGUCGUGUCCCCGGAGAAUGAGUUUGUGGCCCGCGAGCUUGAAUCCAUCCUGCUGGCUUUCGGGCGAAAGAUGCCCAAGCGACUGCUUCUCACACUCGACACCCUCUUCGUCCAGAAGCAACACCGCAUCCAGGCACUGAACCUCCUAAGCGCUUUUGUCCGUCUGCAGCCGCCGCACCUCCACCUAGUCCUCGACACCCCGCUCAUACAACAUCUCGAGAAAUGUCUACUCAUCGACAACUCUUCUACCGUCAUCGAGCUCGCCCUUGUCGUUCUCAUCAUGUUCCUACCCCACAUAUGUGGAGCAUUGACCUCGGAUCACCAUCUGGAGAAGUUGUUCCUUGUCUACUGCAGGAUAUUGUGUUGGGAUAAACUAGGCACCGGCAAUGAAAAGGCCGGCGAAGUCGACAUACAAGACGAUGACAGCGAAGACGAGGAUGAAGAGCAAGACGAGCCCGAGCAGGCCUGGGAGCAAGUACAACCCACCAUGGACUAUCCAGACUCACCACCACCCACGCUCAUGCACUACUUUACCUUUCUUUACGGACUGUUCCCGCUCAACUUUAUGAGCUUUGUGCGAAAGCCUAGAAAGUAUCUCAAGUCGCUCAACUUUCCUGGCGCUCGCGAUUUCGACCUGGACCAAUGCCUGAUUCACAGCCGGACAGAGCCCUAUCGACAGGUUCACCUACUUCACCCAAACAUGUUCAGCACCACGGUCGAGGAAGAACUGAUUGAGAAUAGAUGGCUGAAGAGUGACCCCGCAGAUGUCGUAAUUGAGUGCAUGGACCUUUGUGUAGCAGUAUCGUCGACCUUGGAGGACCCGGGACCACCGCCCAACGCUGCCUUACCACCUGUGCCAGCAAUCCAAACACAAUUUACCUUGGACGAUCAAGAUGACAGCACAGUGCAGGAUCCAGAAGAAAGCUGGAGAAACACACGAUCAACCAUGAAUGUCCCUUCAGGUGAUAUCCCAGACGUUCCUGACGCCUUCGAACUUCCGCCGAGUAGCAGGUCACUCAAGUCUACUGUAUCCGUCAAAUCCAUGGCUUCUCCUUUGCUAAAAGGUCGCGACGUCAUGGACUCCCCAACACUACCGCCUACGAAAGACACCAGGAAGCCGGAUUUGCCCACUUCACUCACAAUCCCUCACCAGCGAUCCCCAACGCAGCAGCCAAAUUUGGAGAGUUUUGCGCAGUCAAUCGCUGGGCCGAACCAGUCUACCCAAGGCGACUUUCAGAAUUCCACAAUGGCCUCCCUGCAAAGAGAGAUCAUGCUGCUCAGGAAUGAUCUAAACUUUGAACGCUAUCUCAAGUUGCAGCAUCUUUCCCACAUUGGACAGCUCCAGCGGAAACAUAUCAAGGAAGCAACGGCUGAAGCAGAGACACAGAAUUUGAUCAACACUAACAAGACCCUAAAGGCCCGCCUUGCCAAGGCAAACGAACUGUACGCCCAGCUAAAGAAGGAGACCCUUACAAGUCGGAGUCAGUCAAAGAAGUGGGAGGGCGAGCUAAACGCAAAGGUGCGGUCCUACAAGGAGAGCGAGAAAACAUGGCAUAGCGAUGAGGGCGGUUUGCGAUUCGAGUUGCAGAAGACGCAAGCUGACUAUGAGGAGCUCAAGAAGAUCGUGGAAAGGGCGGAAGCAGAACAAAUCAAGGCUCAGCAGCGAACAAAGGCGCUGGAAUACGAGUUGGAAGACUACAGCGACCUUCGACGCGAGCUUGAAGCUGCGCAAGACAAGAUCAUGGCAUUCGAGGACCAGAGGAAAGAGCUGCACAUUUUCAUGCAGGAGCGGAACGACUUGCGGAAUGAUCUGGAGAUUGUGAAUAUGCGGUUGAAUAGUCGCGAGCAAGAACGCGAUCGUUCAAUCAAGGCCUAUGAGCGUCGGAUCAUGGAGCUUGAGACGCGACUGCAGAUGUCAGACAGAAACACGAGUAAACCUGGGCAGCUUCCGUCUUCGGUCCAGCAGAUGCUCGACUCAGCACUUGCAGCGAGCAACGCCAAACUUCAGCAAAUGAAGAAGACCCAUUACCGCCUUCUUGAACAGCACACGGAGCUGCAGUUGAAAUGUCAAGAACUUGAAGGCGAGCUGCAGGCUGGCAUGGGGCAGCUCUAUUCUCGAGACAAGACUAGCCAGAUGGACUUUGGCACAUUGCAAGCGAACCGCAACUCCACUGCACGACACCCCAACUACACUUCGAGAUACUUUGCGCCUCUCUCGACAGAAUCGUCACAGAUCGAUGAGCAGGAUUACUACCCCGAACACCGCUCCCCCGAAUCGACACACAGUCCCACAUCAGCUGUACCACCAGCUGGACCUGCUCGUCUCGACUCGCUCCAACAAAACAAAUUCCAACGCUCCCAGGCCGGGCCAUCACCGUACCCCGGUUUCGGCGGCGGCUACGGGCCCGAGUACAGCGCAAACCACGACGCCAACCAACUGCAGGUCCAACAAGCCCAAUCGAGCGGUAAAAGCAGCUACUCAAAUGACACAGACGGCAGUUCGAGCAGGGGCGAUCGAAAAGACAAGACAGGAACAAAGCCCGAAGUGCGAAUAUACGGCCGUGGCGGGGCGCAGAACAUGAGCAAAAAGAUCAAAGAGAAGGAACAAAAAAAGCAGACGUCGACUAAAACUGGUGGCUUUCGUGGCUUGAAAGGCAUCAUAUUACCAAUGUGGUAA
Pyrenophora tritici-repentis Pt-1C-BFP is the source of this 3480-nucleotide messenger RNA. RefSeq names its product Hamartin multi-domain protein. NCBI's taxonomy places the organism in Eukaryota, Fungi, Ascomycota, Dothideomycetes, Pleosporales, Pleosporaceae. The record is from RefSeq and is a predicted model, not a curated record. Gene Ontology annotation, biological process: negative regulation of TOR signaling; regulation of cell cycle. Gene Ontology annotation, cellular component: TSC1-TSC2 complex.